ACCAGAGAUGAAACUAGGAUGGGACUUGAGAACUCACCUUAACCGGCAUCUCUCAGCGUGGAAGAACUCUGAUGAUCCAUCUCCUGGUGACUUUAUUUGGGAAAUUGAACUACAAGGUAAUCCUGAGGCUGUGCUCUGGAAAGGCUCACAGAAAUACUUCCGGAGUGGCCCCUGGAAUGGCAUAGGAUUUAGUGGUGCCCCAUAUUUAAGUCCUGGUAACCUAGUUUUCAGUUAUGAAUUUGUCUCCAAUGAAGAGGAGGUCUACUACAUGUUUUCCCUCAAAAACAAGUCUGUGCUCUCAAGGAUUGUUCUGAACCAAACUGACUACACCAGGCAGAGAUACACAUGGAGUGAAGAAACUCGAACAUGGAAGCUUUUGACAUUUGUACCUAACGAGUAUUGUGACAAAUAUGGCCUUUGUGGUGCAUAUGGGAAUUGUGACAGUACUCAACUUCCAGCUUGCCAAUGUUUGAAAGGAUUCAAGCCUAAAUCACCAGAUGGAUGGAGCUCUGGGGACUGGUCUCAAGGAUGUGAGAGAAACAAGCCAUUGAACUGCCAAGCAGGCGAUGGAUUUAUCCAAUUUAGAAGGUUGAAAUUGCCUGAUGCUACCCAUUCAUGGGUAAACAAAACUAUGAGCAUCAAGGAAUGCAGGGAUAAAUGCUUCCAAAACUGUUCUUGUAUGGCAUAUAGUAGUUUGGAUAUAAGAGGGAGAGGUAGUGGUUGUGCCAUUUGGUUUGGUGAUCUAGUUGACAUUAGACAGUAUCAAUCUGGUGGGCAGGAUCUGUUCAUUAGGAUGUCUGCUUUGGAAUUAGGAUCAAAGGGAAAUGAGACUAAGUUGAAGAUAGCACUGAUAAUUGCAACUCCACUUGCUGCACUUCUGGCGAUGCUUAUUUUAUGCCAUUACUUCUGCAAAAGCAGAAGCUCAGGAGGGAGAAUCAAAGAGAAGAAAGAAAAUGAUAUAAAGAAUGAAGGCCCAGAUGAAGACAUGGAGCUUCCAGUAUUUCAACUAGCUACAAUAUCACAUGCAACUGAUAAUUUUUCACUCAGCAACAAGCUGGGUCAAGGGGGUUUUGGACCCGUUUUCAAGGGGAAAUUCCUGGAUGGGCAAGAAAUUGCUGUGAAAAGGCUUUCCCAGAGUUCUGGACAAGGAGUGAAUGAGUUCAAGAAUGAGGUUAAAUUGAUUGCCAAACUUCAGCAUCGGAAUCUUGUUAGGCUUCUUGGGUGUUGCAUUGAAGGGGAGGAGAAGAUGCUGGUUUAUGAAUACAUGCCUAACAGAAGCCUGGACUCAUUCCUUUUUGAUCAAACAAGGGCAAAAGAAUUAGAUUGGACCAAGCGUUUCAAGAUUAUCUGUGGGAUUGCGAGGGGACUUCUCUACCUUCACCAGGAUUCCAGAUUGCGGAUUAUUCAUAGAGAUCUCAAAGCUAGUAAUGUUCUUCUUGAUGAGGAGAUGAACCCAAAAAUUUCAGAUUUUGGGAUGGCCAAAACUUUUGGAGGAGAGCAGACUGAAGGGAGCACAAGCAGAGUUGUUGGCACAUAUGGUUAUAUGGCACCAGAAUAUGCCAUAGACGGGCAAUUCUCCGUAAAGUCGGAUGUCUUUAGCUUUGGCAUAUUAUUGCUGGAGAUAAUAAGUGGUAUUAAAAAUAGAGGGUUUUUUCAGCCAAAACAUAAUGUUAACCUCAUUGGACAUGCAUGGAAAUUAUGGAAAGAAGACAAUCCUUUAGAACUUGUAGCUGAAUCCUUGGGAGAGUGUUUCACUCUAUCAGAAGUUAUUAGAUGCAUCCACAUCAGUUUUUUAUGUCUUCAACAGAAUCCUGAGGACAGGCCUCCCAUGUCAUCGGUGGUGAUGAUGUUGGGAAGUGAGAUCAAAUUGCCUCAGCCAAAACAGCCAGGUUUCUUGCUUGAAAGGACUGCACUUGAAAUGGAUUCUUCAACAAGUAAGCAUGACUCGACCUCAGUAAACGAAAUCACCCACACGAUCUUGGAGGCUCGGUAAAGGAUUAUAUAUAGUGAUGUAUGUCAUGACCAGAACAUUGUUCAUGGGUGCAAUUAGUACCUUUUUAUGUUUUUUCAACUUUAAGACUAAAUAAAACUUGGGCCCUAAACUCCAAUGCAAAAACAUACCCUUCCAGUUCUUACUCAAACAUCAACAGAAGGACUUACGGUCCACCCAGAAGCUGUCUUUUCAUACAUAUGUGGUUCGUAACCAAUUUCAUUUUAUAUUGAAAAAACAAAUGAAACCUUCUUAGAGCCUGAAUUUCCCAAAAUGUAUAAAUUUGUUGGAACUGU
This is a messenger RNA of Rubroshorea leprosula, 2286 nucleotides long. NCBI's taxonomy places the organism in Eukaryota, Viridiplantae, Streptophyta, Magnoliopsida, Malvales, Dipterocarpaceae. The record is from the annotation of a GenBank genome assembly.